AUGAUUAUAACCUUAGCCUUAGUCACUUGCGCAACGCACAUGAACCCAUUGGCAUUGGUAUUACGUAUCGAAAGUUUUGUGUUAUGUGCCGUGCAAAAUAAAAUUAGUGCUUUUUUAUUAUAAGGUAUAAAUUUUCAUUGGAGUUCGCGUAAACUUAACAAGAUUUAGUAUGACAGUGCAGAAACCAGAGAAAUGCUGUUUCUUUAUAAAUUGGAAAGUAACAUGCUAUAUCUUCGCUUAUUUAUUACUGGCACUCCAGACCCGUACGGUUGAGUACUGUGUCACAACCGUACAGUACUACUUCGCUCGAGUUAUUCAAGUUGAUGUCUCCCCUGACAGUGAAUAUUUAGCAGAAGUGAUCUUAUUCAUCCUGUUCGCCGGUGCUUUUGUGAUCGCCGUCGCUGUAGCUGUUGUAGCAUAUACUAUUGUCUUGCUAGUCGGAUUGUACACGGAAAAUUGGAAAUUCUUAAGAAAUUAUUUGAUAUUCAGUGUAAUGAUGCUCGUGUUGUUUAUAAUCGUAUCCAUUAUGGCUGAACUUAUUAUGGAAAAAGAAAGGUCAGAAUCCGUUGGAAACAGUAUAGCUAUUGCGUUCAACGCAUACUUUUUGUAUGUCAUCAGAUCGUUUUGGUUAACACUUGAUCCUUAUCCGAAGACAAAUACAGAGAGUGUCUAAAAGAUAUGAAUCGAAACGCUCAAGAAAGAAUUUAAAAAAAUGUAAGAGAGUUUAAAAUACUCACAUCAAACGGACAAGAUUUGCAAGUGAAAAUGACGAAACGUCAUUAUUUAAUGUACUCUUAAAGUUAUGGAAGGAAUUUGCGUCCAUGCAGUAAAACACUAUUUUUAGAUAGUUUAACAACUGGAAUAGACAAUAGAAUUUAGUUAUCUAUAUUAGAGAAAGGAAUAAAAAGAGUACUUAGCGUCCCAAUAAUUAGGUCACCUUAGGGCAGGAAUAAAUUACUAUAAGUCAAGAAAAAAGGUACUCUGCUGGUGAAAUUUUGACCUCCGACACUAAAGAUUAUCAACAUCACAUGUCCUGCGCCAUCUCUUGCCAUUUGUAUGUUGUAACUAGCUGUCGCCCGCGAUUCCGUCCGCGUAGAAUUCAAAUAAACUUCAAAUAGACUAUG
Molecule: messenger RNA, 1124 nt
Organism: Papilio xuthus (Asian swallowtail)
Lineage: Eukaryota; Metazoa; Arthropoda; Insecta; Lepidoptera; Papilionidae
Exons: 5
Coding region: 170-673 (167 amino acids)
Source: RefSeq, a predicted model, not a curated record